UUUCUCAUCAGUCAUCACACUAUAUAACCCAUGUUCUGCUAUGCAUCCCUGUGUCCAAAAAUUCUAAGAGAUGAAGCUCUUCAUUCCCUUGUGUUCCUACAUUCUUCUCAUUGGCAUCUAUGCUCCAAAAGCCCUAUCAGAUAGUCCCCCUCUGCAGGAUGUAUGCCCCAUGGCACCUCAAGGUGAGAGGAAGCUGUUCAUUAAUGGUUUCCUCUGCAAGCACCCCAGUACCAUCCUGGCCUCUGACUUCAAGACCCUGCUGCUGAACCAUGCCGGUGACCUGAACAACAUGUUCCGGUCAUCGGUGAACAUGGUCACCGCCACCGAGUUCCCUGGGCUGAACACCCUGGGCCUGGCAAUGGCGCGCACCGACAUCGCCCCCAGCGGGGUGGUGCUCCCCCACUCUCACCCGAGGGCGUCGGAGAUGAUGUUCGUCCAUGGUGGCAGCGUGGUGGUCGGCUUCUUUGACACCAAGGGCAAGCUGUUCCAGAAGACCCUGGGGGAGGGGGAUGUGUUCAUCUUCCCCCGUGGUCUGGUGCACUACAUCAUGAACUAUGGUUUUGGCCCCGCUACGACAUUUUCGGUGCUCAACAGCCAGAACCCUGGCGUCGUCGGCAUCACCCAUGCGAUGUUCGCAACAGAGUCAGAUGUGGUCGAGGGCCUGAUGGCAAGAAUGUUGAAGUUUGGAGAGAUGGCACUAAGUGACAACAGUACUUAUACUGGUUUGCAAUGGGCAUUCUGAUUAUGUGUUAGCUCAACUUAGUGGUACACUUUGGAUGAAAAUUGACUGUAGAUGAUUUGAAGAUAAGUGCCUAGUAAUGGAUUCUUCUUUGUGAUGUAGCUGCUUAAUAAACUAUCAAGGCACCACACAGAUUAAGACCAGAGACUUCUUUGCCUUAUCUCUGCAGGAUUAUGAUGUUGUAACCUCUAAUGUUUCUCUUUUUUCUAUCAUUACACGAUCCUAUUUCACUU
Messenger RNA from Setaria italica (foxtail millet), 972 nucleotides. Its product is annotated as germin-like protein 11-1. NCBI's taxonomy places the organism in Eukaryota, Viridiplantae, Streptophyta, Magnoliopsida, Poales, Poaceae. The transcript has a single exon. The record is from RefSeq and is a predicted model, not a curated record. The coding region runs from base 71 to 742 and encodes 223 amino acids. Gene Ontology annotation, molecular function: manganese ion binding. Gene Ontology annotation, cellular component: cell wall.